Messenger RNA from Magallana angulata, 4644 nucleotides. Its product is annotated as octopamine receptor beta-1R-like. Gene Ontology annotation, biological process: G protein-coupled receptor signaling pathway. The record is from RefSeq and is a predicted model, not a curated record. The transcript has 2 exons. NCBI's taxonomy places the organism in Eukaryota, Metazoa, Mollusca, Bivalvia, Ostreida, Ostreidae. Gene Ontology annotation, molecular function: G protein-coupled receptor activity. The coding region runs from base 70 to 1089 and encodes 339 amino acids. Gene Ontology annotation, cellular component: membrane.
CAGGGUUCCUAGGAUACGUCUAUAACAUUGGGUCGAUAUCAACGCAUCUCUUACACUAACUUCGAUAGAAUGUCUGGGUGCCUAGAAUACACAAUAAAUGAAACAGCCAACCACGAGCUGGGUGCAACAUGGAACAGCACUCGAUACUUGGAAAGGGACGCCAAAGAUUUUAUUUCGGCCCUUGUUGCAUUCGUCACCGGAGGGACUUCUUUCGUGCUCAACGUUUUGGUCUUCAUAACUCUUUUUAUCAGCAAAGAACUCCGACAAAACACGCAUUAUAAUCUGGUUCUCUGUCUAUCCCUCAGUGAUCUGGUUCUCGGACUCAGUAUGUGUGUGGGCGGCUUCCGGCUCUUCACCCCGCGCUGGGCCACCUUCUACGCACCUUGUGUAAUGACCAGCGUCAUGUUUAUCAGCGGCAUUACUCUCUCGUUCUUUCAGACUUUCCUCAUCAGCUUCCAUCGCUUUUUGAAAUUAUCGGAUACCGACCUGGACCGGGUUUUACUGAAAGAGAAUAGGAAGUAUGUGACUUACAUUUUAAUUUGGCUCAUUGUUCUUGGCUUCAAUAUAUCCAUGGUCCAUUUUCGCCACCAUACCGAAAAACUACUAUUUUGCAAGUUUAAAUGCGUAUUUGGCUCUCGUUAUCCAAUCAUGGUGAUAUAUUUUCAGACUGCAACAAUAUUGCUUCUAUCUCUCACCAUCAUCUUUUACUGCCUGACCAUUCACCAAGUGAGGCAACGUUACAGGCGAACGUUUGCUUGGCAUGCGCACCAGAGGAAUCCCACUUCGAACGACCCCAACUCAAAUGAGCUCACGCCGCCAUCGUACGUGGGAGGCGAACAAAUGACUCUACAAAUGAAGAAAAAAAUAUUUGGGUCUAUGAAAUUAAUUGGGUUCAUUAUUUGCGCCCUUCUCUUUUGUACUUGCCCUAUGGUAAUAGCGUCUUUCUUCGACCCCUCGCAAAAGGUUUUGUUCGUAGUAGCCACCCUCGCCUGUUUCAACUCUGUUAUAAACCCUUUCAUUUAUGUUUUUAAUAUUGAAAAACUAAGGAGGGAAUGGAAAAAUAUUUGGCAAAUUAUUAAAGUGUUCUAAGUGGGGUUUUUUUUAUGAUAAGAUCCGACGAGAUAAUUUACAAGUAUAUUUGGUAUAUAUGUACGUUAUUAAAAAAAAACGAUAGUGUUGCCCUUGUAGAGAAACCAACGACUACUCGAACAAGUUUACUGGCUGUGGAUUCGUAAACUCUGUAUAAAGGGAUCUGUCCGCCCCGUUUAAUUUUCGCCUCUUUCGCUCUCAUUGUCGGCGGGUGAAAUUUAGACUCAUCGAUAAAACGAAUAAAACAUUUUUUUUUAAUUGCUCCGUUGAUUUUAAAUAGUAACUAUUACACAACUAGGUCUGGGCUAAUUCAAGACGGGCGAAACCGUUAGCAAGUGUUGAAAAAAGGGUGGGGAAAACACGGAGCGGAAAUUACUCUGUAUGCAAUCUUUAUGGUUGUUUAUCAACAACUCUACGAGAUAGCCACCAAAUUGAUAAUCUAUAGGCAAUAUAGAGCCACAUUUCGUCACGUUCAAACAAAAAUUUAAAAAAAAACUUGCAGUUUAUGACGCACAAAAAUGGAAGAAGGUGGAAAGUCUUUAAAAGUAUUUUUUCAAUGAAGUUGUGAUGAAAUACAAAGUGUUGUUAAGUUAGCAUUAGUGUCUACCAGAGUGCCAGAUCAUGAGUGUGUUAUCCAUUCAGCUUUUGUGACACGAUUAAGCUCAAAACACAUUCAAAAGAUAAUGGAAGUGAAUGAUUUUCCAAUAUUGAAUUACAGGAGAGGACUUUUUCCCUCCAGUAUAUCAAAAGUGCAUUUAUAUUUCGGAUUCAUUUUACAACAGAACGCACGACAACAUCGUAAAUACUUUUAGUCUUAUGAAUGCUCUAUGAUGAAAUAUAUAUAUAUAAAAUCGGCUAUCAAAUAAAUGAUUAUAUAUACCAAAUACAAAAAUAUUGAUUCUCCUCGAAUCGAUGUUAAAUGUUUAUAGGUCAUGUAAAAUGUCAUCCUCGUAUAAGAUUAAUUUUUUUUUACAGCUAUCCUAAAACCUGUGAAUUUAAAGAAAUCCUUAAGUUUUUUCUUUUGGCAUUCAUUGUUUAUUAAGCAGCGGUUUUGAAUUAUAUAGAAACUUCAUAUGUUGUUUAAUCUGUUGUGGUUUUAUCUGCGUUCGUUAUGGAACGAAACACAAUGCUGUUAAAACCGUGAUUCAAAAUUGUCAAGAAAUUACGGGAUUUUAUCUUCAUCUACAUUGAUUAAAAGAAUUUUUUUAAAUUUUGAUAAAUGAACAUUAAGUUGCUAAAACUCCAUUUACAAAUUCAAAUCAAUUAUAAAAAGGAGAUUUUGUUAAAAUACUGACAUUUUAUUCUAUCAAUGGCUUAAUUAAUCAUGCAUACGCCUUAGCAUGUACCUUUAGUUAUUGUUUUUAAGGCAUGUUUUAUUAAAGAUUUCUACUUAAACAUGCAUCUAUGAAGGGUAUAUAAUACAUCAAAUUAAAUUGAAUUUAAAAGGAUUAAGUUACCAUCGUAUCCAUUUCGUUCAGACUGUUGGAAAAGACAGUGUCGGAAACCAAUGAAUAAUAGAUUCAUAGAAAAUUUGAUGUCGAAAUAUAAAGGGAAUCAGAUAAGAUAGUUUUCGGCUUAAUUGGGUUUUGUUGUAAAGUUAGCUACCUAAAUAUAAUGAUAAAAAAAAAUCAUUGUUAUUACAUGAACAUUGAAGAAAACGUUUUCAAGUUUGACCUAUUUGUAUGAUAUCAAUUAAUUAAUGUUUUUAAAAAAACCAACAAAGUGUUUGUGUAUUUUGUUGUAAGUUCUGUAUUCAAAGUAAAAUUGUCAUAUAAAUGGCUGUUCUGUUAUAUAAGUUUGCAAAGCCAAUGUUUCAUUUAUUGCAUUUUACUCAAUGACAACUUAUUACAUGGUCAUACAUGCAUGUAAAACAUAGCAAUUCUGUGAUUUAAGAAUGCACUUGAAAGUACAUGAACAAAACGGUGUAGUACUGUUUACAUGCAAUGCGAUACGGUACUACUAUUGCACUGCGUUAUUGAUUGUAAUAUACAAAUUAGUAUUCACAUUCAGCCUGGAUAUGGUCAAUAAAUUACCUAUCAAAUGAACUUACUGGAAAUAUACGGUAAUAUAAAAUAAUACGUCGAAAGAUAGGCAUAUUCGCUAGUUAAUACAUAUGGGGGGUGGGGGGGAUGUGUAUUUGGACGUUAAACAGUUAGAAAGAUAAAAUAAUAUUAGUAAAUAAUUAAACAAUUUAAUGCUUUCUUUGGUGACUCAUACGGGAUAUGAAGAAGGCGACAUUGCAGAAAAAAUAUACUGGGUGUCCCAAAAUAUUUGAUACCAUUUACUGUUUAAAUAACUUUUGAUUAGAUUUAUUAACAAAAAAUCAAAGGCAUUUCCAUAGCUUUAUAUGAUGUAAAUUUUCACUCAACACAUUUCAUAAACAUUCGUAUGUAAGUUUCUGACAAAUUAAACAUUGUUUUUAAAAGCAAAAUUAAAAAGAGAGUGCGUCAACAUGGCGUCCUUUUUCGUCAGUGGCAACUGAUGAGUAAAACUCCUCACAGUAACCACUGUACGGAUCCCAUUUGCUCAAAUCUUCUCACUAUUAAAAGAAUCUGUUGCUUGUUGGGAAGUUAUUUCAUAAAUCGUACAACUAAAUCUGGAAUAUAGAUUUAUAUUAAAAAAAAGUUUGAAAAAUUUAAGAAAGAUGCUUUCUCUCUUGUCUGAAUUAUCUUGAAAAAAAAUCAAUUCAACCAAAGAAAUACGAUGCAAUUUUUGACAUCAUAAUUCAUAAACUUUUUUGUUGGAAAAAAUUAAACGAUUAUACUUUUUAUCUGAGUUACAAUUUGCAUGUUUUGGCCAAAUAUUAUUUAAUUUAUAUGAAUUUCAAAUGGUAUCAGAUAUUCAUGGACACCCACGUGUCCCCCCCCCCCCCCAAAUGAUCUUAAACUGUGCAUGCGUCGUCUUGACGUCAUGUUUUGGACGUUACCGUGCUCCGUGGUGACAAAAUGUCAAAAAUACUUUUUAAUGAUCAAUUAAGUGGAAUGAAACUUCUUAUUUCAAUGAAAUAGAUGUCUGUGCUUAUAUAUUAAUGUGUCAGUCAUGACUAAAAAUUAUAAAAAAAAAAAAAAAACUAAAAACAAAGAAAACGCCUGUUAUUUAGACAAUGCCAUCUUUUUAGGAGAGAUAAUGAAAAUAUAGUCUGACACAUGGAUAUUUUUAAAGAAUUUUUCUCAAAGUAAUACUUCGAAAUUGGAAAGAUUAUUUGUAAAUAUGUUGGGAGCAUAAGACGAGAAACGGGUUUAUCUUCUUUGAUAUACGAUAUCACUGCAAUACCAUGCAUUUCUUUGUUCGUUUCUUCUUUAAUUAUUAACAUUUAUUUCUGAUUUCCCUUGGGUUUUGUGAGAUGAAAUACGUUUAGCAGAACUACAAAAAAUAAAAUCAUCCGCAGAUCUAAAAGAAAACUGUCUGUCUUGAUUCCAGAUUUCAAGGCUAUCACUCGGUACAUGUUGCUAUGACAUUAAACUAGCUUGUAUAUCUUAAACUGUUAACUGGCCUAUAUUCCUUCCACUUAAAAAAGAAACACAACCCAAUCCCACUACGGGUACAAAAAUAAGC